GGGCAACACAGAGUUUGUAUGGGAAUGCUGCACUGAUGAAGAUUCAUUGUACAUGACACUACCCUACCACAUGACCAUAUUUAAAAGGGAAACCAGGUCACAAACAGAGAGGUACGUACUUCAUAACAACCCAGGCUUACAGCACCAUCAUGGGAGAAUUUACUGACAUGUACAACAUAAUACCAAAACCAUCAGACUUUCAUAUUUCUGAGGAAGUUGGUUUUCUUUUACCAGAUGCCUUAGAAUCUUUACCAGAGUAUUUUAAACCAUGGGGUGAUAUUGCGGAUAAUUUAGAAUGCCUUACUGAGAUGAAAACUGUUCGUAAGCAUGUUGAACAAUUACCAUUAUUGGACUAUACUCGACUACAGGGCCAUAGAGAGUAUAGACUUGCUCAUGUUCAGUUAGCAUUCACGGCAGCGGCUUAUGUUUGGCAAGAUGGUGAUAAUGAUCCAGCGAAGGUUUUACCAAAAUGUAUAAGUGUACCUCUAUGUGGUGUAUCCAAACACCUUGGGCUUCCUCCCUUAGUGUGUCACCCUAGUGUCAUGCUUGCGAAUUGGCGUAAAAUCAAUCCCCAAGGAAAUUUGGAUAUUGAAAACCUAUAUUGUAUUUGUAAAGUGACGGCUAGUCAACAAAUCUCUUGGUUCCUGCUCACAACAUGUCUAGUUGAGUUAGCAUUCGCUAGAGGAUUGCCCGAUAUGUUGGAUGCCUUCAAAAUGGUUGUGGAAAAUAACGAAGAGAAACUUAUAACAUGUUUGGACAAUAUGGUUGAUACUUUAAAUGAAAUGAAACGUUCUGUUGCAAGAAUGCAUGAGAAGUUAGAACCACCUGUUUUUUAUAAUAAAAUCCGACCAUUCCUCUCAGGCUGGGGGAAUGGAAGUAAGACCCUCCCGGAUGGUUUAAUAUACGAAGGAGUCUCUCCGAUCCCCCAGGCGUACAUUGGGGGUAGUGCAGCCCAGAGUGCCGUCCUUCAUUGCUACGAUGCAGCCCUCGGGAUAGCUCAUGAUAAAGACAAACAAUCAUUCCUUGAUGACAUGCUCAAUUACAUGUUGCCACCCCACAGAGCAUUUGUACAAUGCCUAAGACAAGCGCCAUCUAUCAAACAUUUUGUUCACUCUUCAAACUCCGAAGCUCUGACCUCUGCUUAUGAUAACUGUGUCAAAGUACUGGCUGAAUUCCGCAGCUACCAUAUCAAUCUUGUGGCAAGGUAUAUAGUGUGUGCAGCUCAGGAGGCAAGGAACAGGGACCAUGCUAGUUUAUCGGAUACUGGCACUGGGGGUACAGCCAUUAUGCCAUUCCUCAAAAGCAUAAGGGACUCAACCAAUUUUAGUCAGAUUAAUUCAAAUUAGUUAGCCUACAAGUACUUUCGGUAAAAGGAUACCAUAGUUAUGGUUAUAAAAUGACUUUAUUAAUCCAACUCAAGUUCGAAAAGGAUAUAGUGAAGCCCUCUUUCCAUCAGUUAGUCCUUAAUUCACCAGUCUGUCCAUCAGAAAAAAUUCAAAUACUAGUGGACAUAAUUUCUUAAUAUUUUGUGGAAAGAUUUUUGUUGGUUAAAAGUUUUGUGCAGAAUUUUUUUUUCUGUGUUCUCUACCUGAUGACCCCCAGGGGCCAUGUAUGAGUAAAACAGGAACUUCUGUUAAUUUUGAGAUCAUUCAAGGAG
This is a messenger RNA of Owenia fusiformis, 1657 nucleotides long. NCBI's taxonomy places the organism in Eukaryota, Metazoa, Annelida, Polychaeta, Sabellida, Oweniidae. The record is from the annotation of a GenBank genome assembly.